This is a messenger RNA of Vanessa atalanta (red admiral), 4442 nucleotides long. Its product is annotated as tolloid-like protein 2. Gene Ontology annotation, cellular component: plasma membrane. The record is from RefSeq and is a predicted model, not a curated record. Lineage: Eukaryota; Metazoa; Arthropoda; Insecta; Lepidoptera; Nymphalidae. The transcript has 18 exons. Bases 270 to 2654 code for a protein of 794 amino acids.
AGCGCCCCGUCAGUACGCGUUAGUCGCGCGUUGGCCACAGCCGCGUUCGCACAACUUCGUUCGUUUGUCACGCGCCGUCAACACGCGAUAAAUGGCGCCCAAACUGGGACCUCUUUAUCGCGGGUGAUUCGUGGUGGGCAGCGGUAGGCCGCGGCGCAAUCACACAUGCUGACGAUAUGGUAUGCUCAAACCCUAAUGGACCGAUUCCGAUGGAAUUUUCUUUUUGCCUAUUUUGGAAGCAGAGCUGAGCUUAUUUUUAAUGAUACAGUAUGGCCGCGGCACAUUGGCUCAACUCGCUCGGAUACCUGUCGCUGUCGGUGCUAUGUCUCCUCGCCACUACUCUUCAGGUCACAAGCGUGCUCGCGGGAGAGACCACGGAGCUCUCGAGUCUGGCCUCGCUCGCCGAACCCUCGCCUACUAAGCUUCCAAAGUGCGACCGUACGUUCGUGAGCCGCGGCGGCGCCAGCAACGGCACUUUCCACGCUCCAGAACUCCUGAACCCGAACAACCACAGCCGCCAGUGCCUCUACACGUUCCUAGCGGCCCCGGGGCAGCGCGUGCUGGUCGAGUUCCGAACAUUCGAUCUUCGAGGGAAGCCACCAGAUGGAGCGGCAGUGGGCGAACUUCCAGCAUGCAUGCACGAGUAUAUGGACAUCUACUCCGAGAUGGCGUCCCUGGAGGCGGGGGAGUUGGUCAACUCCGCCUUCGGUGGACGUUUCUGUGGACCGAUCCCACCACGCCGCCGCGUAUCCCUUCACCGAGCAGUCGCGCUCGCAUUUUUUACAGAUCAUACGUAUACGCCUCCCACGCUUUUCGCAGGAACCUAUCGAUUCAUCAACGCUUCGGAAUUCGAGGUAGGGACGCCAGUCCCGAACACGAUGUGCUCGUUUAUAAUCGAGUCGAGCAAACGCAAGACGGGGCUGCUGCUGUCCCCGACCUACCCCGGCAUCUACCCCAAGGACGUAACGUGCAACUAUCAGUUCGUCGGCCAAGCGGGCCAACGCAUUCGCCUCGAAUUCCGAGACUUCGACCUGUUCUUCGGCGGACCUCACUGCCCGUUCGACUGGGUGCGCGUGUACGACGGGCCCGACAACUCGUCGGCCGUCAUCGGCACGUACUGCGGGCAGCAGCGCAACCUCGUACUGUACUCCAGCGACGAGCGCCUACUAGUCACCUUCUUUACUUUGCCGCGAUCGGCCAACACGCAGAACCGCGGUUUCAAGGGUAUCUUCGAGUUUUCAGAGAGUUUUGUUAAGUUAGAUUUUAUAAGUAAACACGAUGCCGAGCACAUUAGAGGCUCAGAGUGCGAUCAGAAAAUACUUAGUAAAAAGGAAUCUACAGGAUUCGUGUACCAUCCAAAUUAUCCAUUUCCCUAUAUACAAAAAGUUGUUUGUAGAUAUUUUAUAUAUGGUAUGCAAGACUCACAAAAUUUGGAGAGAGUUCGAUUAGAGUUUCAGAACUUUUCUAUACCGAAGGGAGAAAAUCCAAAACCUGAUUCAUGCCAAGACGGUUACCUGAAAGUAUAUUUGCGUGGUCAAGAGGCAACUGACUCGUAUGAUAAGCACGACGCGGAAUUGUGCGGAGAGGGUUCUCCCGAUCCCGUUUACCCCCCACCACUACUAUCAGAUGGACCCCGUCUAGUCAUGGUGUUCAGUUCUGGUGAACUCCAGGGUCGCGGUUUUAAAGCUAAAUAUACAUUUGAGACUGAAUACCGUGUACCGGGUACUGCAGCACCGGGCGGCGAGUGUGCAUUCACAUAUCGUUCGGAAGCAAAGAAACGCGGCGAGUUUAACUCCCCCCGCUAUCCUUCGAACUACCCCUCGCGUACCAAUUGCACGUACACCUUGGUUGCGACGCCCAACGAACAGGUCACCGUCGUGUUCGAUCACUUCAAAGUCAGAGCUGACUCGUGGAAUGCCACUGCUGGGUUAUAUGGCGGCGCAACUUGCAGUGAGGACUGGGUAGAGGCGUGGUGGACGGGGCGCGAGGGCAGUCGCGUGCCUUUAGGUCGCUGGUGCGGGCCCGCCACGCCCGGACCACUGCAGUCACCUCGCGGUGCUCUGGGGCUCCUCAUUGCAUUGCACACCGACUACGAUUCAGUGGCCUCAGGGUUUAAAGCACGUUACGUGUUUGAGCCCGCGAAAUCGAUCUUCGGUGAUUGCGGCGGCAACGUGUCGGGCUCGUCGUGGGGCGCGGUGUCGUCCCCGCGCUACCCGCUGCCGUACGAGGCGCCCGCGCGCGGCGCCGCCUCGCGGGUUUGCAACUGGUUCAUCACCGCGCGCCCCGGCCGCCGGCUGCUCAUCAACUUCGACCACUUCGCCGUCGAAGGUCACCUCACCGAACGCGGUUGCCCUGCGGCGGUGUUACGGCUGUGGUACGAGAGUCCUGGUCCGCCGCUGGAGCUGUGCGGCGAGAAGGCACCCGCCGACCGCUGGCAGUAUCUCUCAUCAUCCAACUCGAUACGACUCUCGUUCAUAAUAGCGGACAAGUCGGUGGGCGCGGGAGGCUGGCGCGCGGUGUGGACGGAGGUGACGGUGGGCGCGGGAGAGGACUGCCCCGCCGCCUGCGCCGGCGCCUGCCUGCCGCCGCGCGCCGCCUGCUCCGGCCUGCAACACUGCGCCGGCCAGUCCGCCGCCCGCCCCGCGCACUGUUAGUAUACCCGUCUGCCCCAACCGACCGGCGGACUGUAGGAUUCAGUAUUCACUGUCAGAACACAAUCUUGCUAAACAUUUUCGACGAUACAUAUAAAUCCAGAUAAAUGCAGAUCACUAAUAUCUAUUCCCCUUGAAUCUCAAAAUCAAAAAAACCCACGACUUAAAAAAUUUAAUACUCUAAUUAAAUAAAAACCUACAUGUGAACCUUCCAUGUAACUUCAAAAGUGUGGGGUCUAGCAGAUUUGCUGUCAAUUGACAUUUUGCAAUUACCUUCGUUUUUUGAACCAAUUAUUCGUUAAAUGUUAAAUAAUUACAAUUUAAGUUAGAUUGCGUCGCAUUCGAAACCUCAAUAAUACACCAAGAAGGACUACAAAACUAGGAUAGACUUCGCUUCUGCGUAACAUUCAUACCACUGAAUCAUUUCAACUGACACACGACAUAGUGCUGGUGUUUGGCUAACACAUGAUUGCAGUAAAAUUCGCACCGAAACACUUGCACAAAAUCGCACCUGUUUUCAUACUGUAUAUUUACGUAUAAUAAAUACCUAAGUGUAAUAAAUAUGUUUAUAAAAAACAUUAAUCAAUUGAUAAAGAGAGAGAGAGAGAGCAGCACCAAUUCUUAUAAUUGACUAUUUUAUCUUAAAUAUAAAUGUGUAGUGUAACUCAUAGAAUACAAAAAUUACUAUAAUAUAUAAAAUUUGAAAGAACAGCAAAAUGUACUGUACCUAUUAAAAUUAAUUACAUAUCGAAGUGUGACUUGAAGAUUAUUAAGAUGAUAAAUAAUAGUAAUCGGUAGAAUGGAUUUCGCCCUAGUACUAAAUUUACAAAUAUAUUAAAUAUACAUAUUUUUCUCUAUAUUAAAACAAAAAGUGGCGCCCAAAUUGGGACAAAAUAAAGAAAACGCGGGUCAUAAUAAAACACAUUUGAGUAAUUUCAAUUUGUAUUUAACAGUGAUCCUCUUUUAUGGAUUAAUUUCUCAUUUAACAUUCACACUCGAUUCGUUAUCAUGUUGAUUUAUAAUGUUGUCUAGUUGAACGUAUUUAUUGGCAAUAGUUAUUUAUUAUAUUUGAUUCACAUAAACUAUGGUGUGUCCAUAUCUGUCGAUUACGUUGCAUAGUAGUUCAGUAAGUUUUGAAAUAGGAACCUGAUUGGCUUUUCGAUUAUUAAGCUUAUAUAAUUCUUAUUUUUAUCUAAUGUUCAAAAUUUUCAUCUACACUAUUGAUAGAUAAAAUUGUUAUCCGUAUGUUGUUCGCACACUGCAAUUUCGUAUACGAUGAUAAUGUAUCAACACAGUUGCAUUUUGUCGUUGCAAUUAAUAAUAUUUAAAUAAUAAUUUAAAAUGUAGAUUUUACGGAGUAAGCAGUAUUAUUAUUUGCAUUGAAAGUAAAGCCGUUGUUAUAUUUAAUUUUAUUAUAAAUAUUACAAGUUAACAAUGUAUGUGCUCAAUUUUAUUAGAUGUAAAAUAGUUUUAAUAGUUUAAAAGGUAAAUUAUGAAACAUUUAAGUGAUUUGUUUAUUUGAUCAUGCAAGCGCUUUCUGCUGCUUACUCCUGCUUUCCUCUAUGAAUUGUAAGAUAUUGUAUCUAAACACUGUAGAACUGUUAAAUGAUAUAUUACUUAAAUAACAUAUAUAACAUACAUUCACUGUACUCUUACUUCUCAAUAUUGACGGUUCAAUGCAAUCUUUGUCUCAGAGGAUAUUAUUAUAUGUUAAAUGUUGGUAGGUAUUUAGAACAAAAAAUGAAAUUUAAACUGUUUACCAAAUAGCGUAAUAUAUUGACGAUGUUGGAA